Anopheles cruzii is the source of this 5118-nucleotide messenger RNA. RefSeq lists its product as uncharacterized. The coding region runs from base 1 to 5118 and encodes 1705 amino acids. The record is from RefSeq and is a predicted model, not a curated record. The transcript has 16 exons. NCBI's taxonomy places the organism in Eukaryota, Metazoa, Arthropoda, Insecta, Diptera, Culicidae. Gene Ontology annotation, cellular component: cytoskeleton.
AUGACGGAAGAGAGUCCACCACGACGAUUGUCGCAGAUUUUCGACCCGUUGAUGAGUCUCAGUGAGCUGCAGGCCCAGAUCCAGCAGCAACAGCAUCAGCUGGCCCACCUAAAGUACGUCGGCGGCGGUGGUGGAUCCUCACAAACCAAUCACCCGCAGCAGUAUGGUGCGGGUCCAGCAAUCGUGCCGUCAUCCUCGACGCAGACCUUUUCCUCGUCGUCCACCUUGCAGCAUCCGAGCAACGGUGGUAUUGGUGGAGCGAACGGAGGCUGCUACAACUACAACACCACCGCGUCCUCGUCGACGUCGCUGUCAUCCGCUUCGAACCAGAGCACGAAGCUCAGCUCGAGCAGCAGCACCGGAAGCUACGUCGGUGGAACGCUCACUUCCGGUGGCAGCGGCAGCGGUGGAGGAGGCAGUGCCGGUGGGACCGGACCACUACCCGUUGCACCACCGCACGUGCUGGGCAGGAUCAUGAUGGGGUCGCGAUCGACACCGAACAGUCCACGGUUGAUGAGUCGACGGAAUGGCAGCAGCAGUUCCGGUUCCAAGCCACCGCCAAUUCCACAGAAACCGAACGCCGCCUACAUUGCCAACCCGUCGCUGGUGGCGCUCGACUGCGAUGCACCGUGGCCACCGUUCGAUCCGAUGGCAGGCGAUGGGCAUCACCACGGUCAUCAAGCUGGGGGAGGCUAUCUGCACCAUCAACCGGAGAUCAACUGGCAGGAGCGAUGUCUGGAGUUGCAGCUGGAGCUGCACCGUUCCCGGAACCAGGCAGGUCGCGUACGGGACAUGCUGCGGGAAAAGCUUUCCGAGUUGGAGCAGCGCGUCAUUGAAGCCGAAGAACGCGCCGAUGAAGCCGAAGACAAGGUGCGGGCCAUGGAGCAACGACUGUGUGACUGGCCCAAGUCACAGAACUUAACUGGGUCGUCACCGUCACCGAACAGCAGCAACCCGGCCGCGUCACUGCAGGCCGCUGCCGUCGGAGCGCCAGGAGGAGCAGGGGGUCUCGGAACCGCCGGCGAGUCCAACGGUACCGAUCCGGUGAAGAUCAGUCAGCUCGAGUCGGCCAUCGAGGAGCAGAAGCAGCUGCGCCUGCAGGACGCCCGGCAGGUUGGGGCGAAGGCGGCCAAAAUCAAGGAGUGGGUCACGAACAAGCUGCGCGAGCUCGAGGAACAGAACCAGCUGUUGCGCGAGCAGAACAUCAAGUGCAACCAGCAGCUGGAGCUGCUGCGGAACCACAUCGCGACCUCGCAGAGCACCCGCCACAGCAGCGCCGCCGCCCAGCCGGUCCGCACGAGCCUUAGCCUGGACGUGCAGGACGUGAAGCGGCGCAGCGGCCGACGGCGCAGCGAAUCGCUCGAUCCUCCCGAACACCGGUCACUCCAGACGAGCGGCUCCGCAUCCGGCUCGCACCAUCACCCGCACCAGCAUCACCACCAUCACCACCACCAUCACCAUCGACGCAACCUUUCGAUGGAACCGCAGGAACUGGCGCGAGACCUGGCGGCCGCCGUCGAUGGCCUGCACCUGGUACCGCUCAACCACCAGCAACCGCACCAGCAACAGCAGUCCCAGUCGGGGCUGGCCCAACCACAAUCCUCGAACCACCACCACCACCAGCAUCAUCCACCACACCACCAGCAUCCGGCACCACCGCCGCCCGGUGCCGCCGUUGGUGUUAGCCCGGGCUCGGACGUGGACGCGGUGCACGACUACGCCGAGAUCUAUACGCCGUCGCGCGAAAAGGCCCCGGUCUGGCUGAAGGGUCUGCCGAGCGGCGGCUCCAGUACGACCACCUCCGACUCGGUGGCCGACCUGGGAACGCCGCGGCCACCGACACCUCCGCUGCACCGGUUUCCGAGCUGGGAAGCGAAGAUCUACCAGGUCGCCAACGACGGUCUGGCCGGCGCCGGCAACGGAGCGGCGGGCGACGAGAACGAACCCCAGGACCAGGAGUCCGGCUCCGGCAUGACGUCCAGCGUGGGCGGGCCACCCAACUCGCGCUCCCAAACCGUGUCCGGGGGCUACUGUGAUAUCAGCGUACCGGUGUACGCGACCGUGAAGGGACGUGCGUCGCAAAUCCGAUCGAUGCCGUUCACGGGUGACUCCAGCGAUGAUAGCAGCGACGGCGAGGAGGGCCACGGGGCCGCACUGACCUGUGCCACCUCGACGCACAACUCGCACAACUCCACCAGCACGGACAACACGGAAACGAGCACGUCCGGCAGUGCCUCUAGUCCUUCGAAGAGCCUCAAAACCUCGUCUAGUCUCAGCCCGGCCAAGCGGUCCGGCUCCGAAAGUCCAAAGAACAAAGGGCGUGUAAUGUCGCAACUGUCGUUUGAAUCAGGCCUCUCGGACGACUACGCCAUCCCACCGGACGCGGUCUCGGCGGUCGACACGACCUGCAUGGACGCGUCGAUGCCAUCGCUGCUAAUGCGCACCUCGUACGCCGACUCGCCGAACAAGAAGAUGGAAACGCUCGAGAAGGUCGGCCACCUGGCGAAGCUGGGCGGUAAGCUGAAGACGUGGCGCAAGCGGUGGUUUGUGCUGAAGAACGGAUCGCUGACCUACUGGAAGAGCCAGCACGAUGUCGCCCGGAAACCGCAGGGUCAGAUCGCGCUCGACGAGGCGUGCCGCAUCAACCGGGCCGACGGGGCGUCCACGUUCGAGAUCGACACGGGCAAGAAGGUGUACUAUCUGACGGCCGACUCGAACGCCACGAUGGACGACUGGAUCCGGGUUCUGCAGAACGUGCAGCGGAGGAACGCCACGAAGCUGCUGCUCAGCCGGGACGACCAGAAACCGACGGUGCAGGGUUGGGUGACCAAGGUGAAGAACGGACACGCGAAGAAGUGCUGGUGUGUGCUGUUGGGCAAAAUGUUCCUCUACUUCAAAGCACCGGGCGAAACGAACCCUCUCGGGCAGAUCAACAUGCGGGACGCGCGAGUGGAAGAGGUAGAGCACGUGUCGGACUCCGACUCGGAAGAACGGGAAGAUCCCGCCCAAAGCCAAGCCCGCCUCACGGUGGCGAUCUACCCUCAGCACCAGGGAUUGGGUCCAACGUAUCUGAUACUGCCGGGAAAACAGGAACGGGACAACUGGUUGUACCACCUGACGGUGGUUUCUGGCGGAGGGCCCAACGCUGGCACGCAGUACGAACAGUUGAUUCAGAAGCUGAUGGAAACCGACGGCGAUCCCAAUUGCGUUCUGUGGCGACAUCCGAUCCUGCUCCACACCAAGGACAACAUUACCUCGCCUCUCACUUCCCUACAUUCCGAAACACUGCAGGCGGAAGCAAUCAAACUGUUCAAGAGCUGCCAGUUGUUUCUGUCGGUGGCCGUCAACCAGCCGGGCAUCGAUUAUCAUGUGGUGCUGGCCCAGAACGCCCUCCAGCAGUGUCUGGACAUGGCCGAGCUUCAGUCGGAACUGAUCUGUGCGCUAAUCAAGCAAACGUCCCGCCAUACCGGCCAGAAGCUGGGUGUAGGUGUCCAGGUAAACAAGAAACUGGCCAAACCCGCUCGUCAACUACUGCUUUGCGCAACCCAGAGUUUGUUCACUUGCGAUACGCAGCAGGGCAGCGUUGCCCAAGCGAAUGGGAGCUCACCCACUUCCAUUCAGGCUCCAAUCGUACCCCCGAUCGACUGCAAAUCAAAUCCACCAACCUACACCUUCAUCCAGGGAUGGCAGUUGCUUGCACUGGCCGUGUCACUGUUUGUGCCGAAAAAUAGUCGUCUCCUUUGGUACUUGAAGCUACACCUUUCGCGCAACGCAGACUCCAAAACCGAGUGCGGUAAGUACGCGGCGUACUGCGAGCGGGCCCUCGAGCGCACAAUGCAAAACGGUGGCCGCGAAACGAAGCCGUCGCGCAUGGAGGUGCUCUCGAUACUGCUUAAGAACCCGUACCACCACUCACUGCCGCACGCCAUACCGGUGCACAUGAUGAACGCCACCUAUCAGGUGGUAUCGUUCGAUGGUUCCACCACGAUCGAGGAGUUCCACUGUACGCUGGCGCAAGAGAUCGGUUGCCGCGAUUCGGCUAACGGUUUCACGCUCUUCAGUGACGAUCCGAUCGAGAAGGAGCUCGAGCACUACCUGGACCCGCAGGCUAAGCUCUGCGAUGUCAUCUCGAAGUGGGAAACGGCACUGCGUGAGAAGGGCUCGGGAAAGUUCGAAAACUCGCGCGUUAUACAGCUGACGUACAAAAAUCGCCUGUACUGGAAGCAUGCCGCGAAGCUGGAGACGGAAAAGGAGCGGUUGCUGUUCUGCUAUCAAAUCAACCUGCAGGUGGUGCAAGGACGCUUUCCUCUGUCGCGCGAUCUAGCGCUGGAACUGGCCUCUCUAAUGGCGCAGAUCGAUAUGGGAGACUUUUCAUUGGACAAAUCGAAAACCACUUCCCUGCAGGCGCUGGACAAAUUCUAUCCCUACCGCUACCGCGAUGCGCUCAACCAGGAAGGUCUGAAGGAGCUGCAGGAUCUCCUGUCGGUCAAAUGGACCCUGCUCCGGAGUCGCUCGGUGCUAGACUGUGUGCGAAUUUAUCUGACGUGCGCCCGCAAAUGGCCGUUCUUCGGGGCGGCACUCUUCCAAGCGAAACCACGUCACUCGGAUCAGGCGAUGGCCUGGUUGGCCGUUUCGGAGGACGCCCUCAGUGUGCUGGAGCUGUCGUCGAUGGCGACGAUCGCCCGUUACCCGUACAGCACGGUGAUGACGUUCGGUGGGUGUCAGGACGAUUUCAUGCUGGUCGUCAGUGCCGAAGACACCCUGCAGUCGGUCAGCAACGAGCAGAAGCUUCUGUUCGCGAUGAGCAAACCGAAAAUCCUCGAAAUUACACUCCUCAUAGCGGACUACAUGAAUGCCCUCGGGCACACCCUGCCCGGGACGCCCCAGAUGAACACGCUGACCCGCAAUGGCAGCCAUCGAAGCAUCCGGUCCCGCGCCAUGCCCGGCUCGCUGACGGGGACGCCCGCCCACAACACGCUAAACUCCCACGCCACCCACGCCAACAACACGCUCACCUCACACUCGCACACCCUCAAUUCGCACGUCAGCCACACGCUCAGCUCGCACGGCCAGCCCGACAUUCUGAAAAGCACUCCGGACCAUCAGCGGUUAAAGUGA